GCGACACUUCCUGCCCCGGGGGGCUGGGGUGAGAGGAAAGAUGGGUUGCUGAGUGUGCACACCUUUGAGAGCACACACACACACCCUGCUCCGGGGCUCCCGUCUUAGGCUGCCCCCAUGGAGUUUCCCCUGGCCCAGAUAUGCCCCCAAGGUAAUCGAGAAACCCCCGCCCCAACCUUCAGCACCUUCCAGCCCAUGAACUUGACCGGCAGGAGCUGCCAGGGCCUGGGCUCACUUCCGGGGCCCAGACUCCAGGCCCUGAAGGCUGAGGAGGCCCAGCCCAGCCCCAGGGCCCUGGCUGUCCACAUUGUGGCGUCUCCGCAGGCCCUGGGGGCUGCCUCCAACCCAGAGAAUACUGGGAAGGAUGAGGAGGUGCCUAGGGAAGGAGGCCAGUCCCUGCAGGCCGAGACCCGGGCUUGGUUCCAGAAGACCCAGGCCCACUGGCUCCUACAGCAUGGGGCAGCCCCUGCCUGGUUCCACGGCUUCAUCACCCGGAGGGAGGCCGAGAAGCUGCUGCAGACCAAGCCUCUAGGAUGCUACUUGGUGCGGUUCAGCGAGAGUGCGGUGACCUUCGUGCUGACUUACAGGAGCCGGACUUGCUGUCGCCACUUCCUGCUGGCCCAGCUCGCGGACGGGCGCCACGUGGUGCUGGGCGAGGACAGCGCCCACGCGCGGCUGCAGGACCUGCUGCGGCACUACACGGCCUGCCCACUCAGCCCCUACGGGGAGACGCUCACCGAGCCCCUCGCCCGCCAGACUCCUGAGCCCGCAGGACUUUCCCUGAGGACUGAAGAAUCAGACUCUGGAAACAAAAGCCAGGACCCACACCCUCAGUAUAGCCCAAUCCUCAAAAAGGAGCAAACAGCAGCUUCCACGCAGAAAGAGGGGGCCGCGCAGCCGAAGGAGCCCUCCCAGCCGCCCAGGCCCAAGCCUCGUGUCACUGCCAAACCUCAGCUGCCCCCCGAAGUCUACACAAUCCCGGCUCCGCGACCCCGCCCGGCCCCGCCCCCCAAGCCCUCCAACCCCAUCUACCAGGAGCCUGAUGAGCCCAUAGACUUCUAUGCCAUGGGCCGGGGCAGCCCCGGGGAAGCCACCAGCAACAUUUACGCCGAGGUGGAAGUGGGGGUGCCGGCAGGGGAGGAGGGCCCGCCGUCUGUCCUCCAGCACCUGGUCCUACGGAAGUGCCGGUCCAAGCCUGUGCCAGGAAGCCAGAAUCUAGGUGGCCGGCAACUGCAUUCUGAGAACUCUGUGGCUGGACAAGGCCCUCCCAUGCCCCACCAGCCCCUGCCCCGCUGGGGAAACACCCUCCCCAACAACCUUUCUAGACAGGUGCUUCAGGACAGAGGACAGCCGUGGCUCCCCCUGGGGCCUCCUCAGUAGCUGAGUUUAUUGUAAGCACCUGUACUUGUGUCUUGAAGUGAGGUGGCCGAGUAGGAUGAUUCUGAAGGAUACAUCCCCCCCCAGUGGCCACAUGGAGAACUGAGGAGGACCCUGCUGGAGGCUGGUGCCUGGCACCAGGGCUUCAGAUCUCAGCCUUCAAAUCCCCAGGUUUACAGGGAUUCAGCCCUCUCACCUGGUGAAUCAGAUAUGUAAUCUGAUGUUUCCGCCGCUGCUGGCCUGUUGGCUGCUCACCUUUCUUCUGCAAGGGAAGAAAACAGGAAGAAAAGCAGAAGUUUCUCACGUGCCCAGAUAAACACAAGAUUGGGGACUGAGAAACCAACAACGCAGCCCAAAUCAUGGGGGAGAAAAGUCAGCUUGGAGCUGGAGCUGUUUUUAAGUCUAUAUACUUACAAAACAGUUAUUUUUAUUAAAGCCAUGAUGCAAAAAAACCAAGCUCAGAAUCCUUGCCUGAAAUAGCCUGCUAAUAACCCCAUUAGACUGGAAAUAUUUUGAGGUCAGGACUGUGUCUUCUAUUUCUUUGGUAACCCCACCCCACCCUCAGCACCAAGCACGGGGCGCUGCCCACAGUGGACAUCAGAUACCAGCCUUACUGCCUGCAGUCAGUCUAAAACAGCUUAAGCGCCAGGGCACAGGCAACCUUUCUUCCUUCCUUCCUCCCUUUCUCCCUCCCUCCUGACCCUCUCACAACCUUGCUGCCCAUCUCUCCCUUAAGCCCUUUUCAUCUCUGUCCCCUUCUCCCCAGUCAAGCCAGAUGUCUAGCCUGUCUCCUACUUACUGCCUACCAAGCUCUCUCCCAUCAAUCAUCUUUGGCUGAAACCUCGACUCUCAUUCUAUUAAGUGCCAACAGCUUCCCGGGAUUAGAAUUUUCACAAUCACUCCACUUCUCUCCAAUCUUCCAGCCUUCCACUCGUAGCUGCAUUGAACUCCUAACCAAACUUUGAUGCAAAUGAUUUACUGUCAAAGUCUAUAUUGGUCUGCGCUUUCAUUCUGCGGUUUUUCUGUCCUCUGCCAGUGUUGUCUCAGACUGGAAGCUUCCUAAUCAGCCCCACCCAACUCCCAAAACUCCUCUCUGGAGUCUCCUCAGCACUUAUGUAAUCAAUUUGCACUGUAAUCAUUUACACUCAAGUGUCCUUAAAUCUCUUUUCCCCAACUACACUGUGAACUCCUCAAGGACAGGAACCGUAUCUUUUUCUUCUCUUUUAAAAAUCUAGCUCAAUACAAUGAGAUAGUGGAAAGAAAAUUUGGACCUGGGAAGAGCAAAUUUGAAUUCCUUGCUGCUAUUUAAUGUCAUUUAACAUGACAAUUAAAGAUGACAAACAAGCCAUCCAGCUCCACCCCUGGCCCACAGUGAGCACUAACAACAGUAGCUAUUACUAUGUGAUGAUGCUUCUCCACCCGCAGCUAGUAGAGCAUGCUCUCCUAAGUGGCUUUUCCAGUAAACAGUGAUGGAUCUAUGCUGAUCUAACCAGAAUCCUUUGCUCUGUCCUGUAUGACCGCCAGCAUUCAGUUAAAACAAACGACUGGGGCUCAGAUGGCCAUCUGCGGCCACAGAACAAAGCAAAGAAAAUGGGGGGAGGAGAAGGGAAUAAAAUGCCCGACCUUAGCCUUGCUGGUGCUAGGCUCGAAUCCAGGGCUUCCCCACAUUUUCCCUGCUGUGGCAGCCUCAUAAAUGCCCACAUUUGCUGUACUCAGCUACUAGGUGAAGAGAUGUUCAUCAUACUGACUAAGGAAAACUACACAGAGAAGGUAGCAGUGUGGUGUGGAAAUGUGAGGAAUAAAGCAUUUGAAAAGGCCACAGCUGGCUGCAAUAAAUAAUGGAAAGAAUGGAGAGAGGAGGGGCUGCACACUCAGAACCUAGCACCCCAGGACUCCUGAGGCUCUGCUGUGCCCAUGCCUCAAAGAUGUGCUGAGCCAGGUCCCAGCUUCUCAGGAUGGAGAGAGGAACAUGACUGUAGCGAGAGGGCAGAGCAGCUGUGGAUUCUGUCCAGCCAGGGAAGGAGCCACAACAUGUCAGAGAUCUUCCCAGCUGCAGGAUGGGAAACUGGUCAAUCUCAGCAACCAGACUCCACCAUCCAGAUGGAGAGCAAAAUGCUGCAAAGUUCUGGAAGGCAGGAGCUGUAUCUGUAAGGCUCAGUGCAUCCUCCAGCAC
Messenger RNA from Diceros bicornis minor, 3550 nucleotides. It is a transcript of the gene SH2D2A, whose product is annotated as SH2 domain containing 2A. Lineage: Eukaryota; Metazoa; Chordata; Mammalia; Perissodactyla; Rhinocerotidae. Gene Ontology annotation, cellular component: cytoplasm. Bases 118 to 1380 code for a protein of 420 amino acids. The transcript is spliced from 9 exons. The record is from RefSeq and is a predicted model, not a curated record.